Messenger RNA from Miniopterus natalensis, 2293 nucleotides. The record is from RefSeq and is a predicted model, not a curated record. Lineage: Eukaryota; Metazoa; Chordata; Mammalia; Chiroptera; Miniopteridae.
CCGGCACUUUCUCCCGGGGCUCCCUGGGCUGUGCGGAGUGUGAGAUAGGAGUUGCAAUUUGGGGAGCUCUCCCUUUCUCGCCUUUAAACAGUUUUUCCACUUGCCCUUGACUAGGGCAUAUUUUACCACUCUGCCUGCAGCUUACUCUUUGCUCUUCCAUUCUGCUAGCUGCGAUUUCAGCGAGCUGCCCUGGGCGGGAAGACACCCGGCUCCCCACCCUCAUCCUGUCUCUCCCGCCCCACCCCGCGCGCCCCCUCCCUUUCGCCAACUCUGGCGUCUCAGAUCCCUGCUCUCUCUAUGCUCCUGUCUUUGGAGCUGGGCCUGGGCAGUGACUGGAUGCUUGGGGUUAAAUGGUGCAGGAGCACAGACGCGCAGGAGUCCCCGGGAUUUUCCACGUCGCUGUCUCCCCACCCACACCUCGGCCAGGGGUCUAGUUCGGACUGACCCAACCCCGCACUUUCUCUCUGCAGGCAAACUGUGGGUGACGGUGCCUGCGGGGGACUGUGCCAUCUGUCCGCCAGGAUCUGGGGAGGAAGAACCAGCAGCUCCCCACCCCCUCCCCCUCCACCACCAUUUUGGAUACUCCGCAGGGACGCGUUUUGGGGUUCCCACUGACUUCCAGGAAGGACGCGUGCCCCUCUCUGACCCCAGCUCCGGCGGCCACCUGUGUUCGCCGCGGUCACCCUUUGCCCAUGACCCUGCGGUGCCUUGAGCCCUCCGGGAAUGGCGCGGAAGGGACGCGGAGCCAGUGGGGGACGGCGGGGUCCUCGGAGGAGUCGUCCCCGGAGGCAGCGCGCCUGGCGAAGGCCUUGCGGGAGCUCAGUCAAACAGGUUGGUACUGGGGAAGCAUGACUGUUAAUGAAGCCAAAGAGAAAUUAAAAGAGGCACCAGAAGGAACUUUUUUGAUUAGAGAUAGUUCGCAUUCAGACUACCUACUAACAAUAUCUGUUAAAACAUCAGCUGGACCAACUAAUCUCCGAAUCGAGUAUCAAGAUGGGAAAUUCAGAUUGGACUCUAUCAUAUGUGUCAAGUCCAAGCUUAAACAGUUUGACAGUGUGGUUCAUCUGAUAGACUACUAUGUUCAGAUGUGCAAGGAUAAGCGGACGGGCCCAGAAGCCCCCCGGAACGGCACUGUUCACCUUUAUCUGACCAAACCGCUCUACACAUCAGCACCACCUCUGCAGCAUCUCUGCAGACUCACCAUUAACAAACGCACCGGUGCCAUCUGGGGACUGCCUUUGCCAACAAGACUAAAAGAUUACUUGGAAGAAUAUAAAUUCCAGGUAUAAGUGUUUCUCUUUUUCUAAACAUGCCUCAUAUAGAAUAUCUCCGAAUGCAGCUAUGUAAAAGAGAACCAAAACUUGAGUGACUGCUCUGGAUAACUACACGGAAUUCUAAGAACAGCUGAACCAAUCUAACUUACAUGUGUGAUGAGGUAGCUAGGUCACAAUAUUUUCACCUGAGUAAUGCUUCCCUUCCUAAGGCUAAGACCAGCUGAUCCUUUUGAGUCAAAAAGUAAAUGUCCCAAGUAAAGGCUGAAGUAACAUUUUUGUCAGAGUGCAUUGCCUUUCUGAGGUUCCUUUCUUUUUGGUCGAAGGUCCAAGCACCAGUAGUAGAGAAAGAACUCCACGAAGGAGUCCUGAAGAAGGCGAAGGAAACUGAGACAGGCUUAACUUCCAUUUUAUAUGCCUGGUGAUCCGAGUCUAUUUUGGACAUGUUAUAUUUUGCAUUCUAAUGUACCUAGAGAUUUUGUUGGUCAGAUAUGCUUGUGAGUAUUUAUCCUUCAUUUUAUGCAAUUAACCAAGUCAACCAAAAAAAGUGACCACGAAAUCCUGUAUUUGUCUUUUUACUACAUGUAUGAACUCUCAUGUGAAUGAGUACUGUAGUAAUCCAUUUUAAGGGAGCCUUACUUCAGAAAUAUUUCAAACUGGUGCAAAUGGAAAAGACUUUGUCUUUUCCUUUAAGGCUAAAGACAAGAAUGUCAUGCUAUAUAGGUGCAACCCAGUCCUGGUUAAUAAAACCAUGUAGAUACAGACAUUUUACCCUUUGAAGUAGCUGUGUCCCAACCUGUUGCCAUGGAUUUUUUUGGAAAUGGCUUUAGAAAUUUCCAAGUUGUCCUUGAAUUGUCUAGCUAUGGACAUCAGCAGUUGUCUCCCUUCUACCAUGUAGAAAACUUUGACUUAAUUUUCUUCCAGAUAUAGGGGGAUACCUGCCUGUUUUUCAAAGUGUUUAUUUACUGCUGUUACUAUUUGAUUAGAAUGUAUUAAAUAAAAAAAAACCCUGGCUUUUACAA